AUGCCGGCACCCACUCGAGCCACCACUGCAGCCGAGGCCGCCGCAGGGCGUGCCGGACAGGCAGCCCGCGGCAGAUCUUUCCGCACGAAAGCCGCAGCUACUUCGCAAAAUGUUCUUUACUGUGCGGGUUCCGCUGUUAGGUGCACUUUGCAGCGGCGUCUGGGGCUCUCGGGGCUUCUGUUCGUGUCCAUGGUCACUUUGGUGUUCAGCCGCAGCGCGUUCGCACUGGAUGCACCCCAGAUCCCUCCAGAAGAGAGCACGUUUCUAUCCCCGAAUUUGCCGAGUUCCAAUGCAGCAGCCCACGUAGAAGCUGAGUCUGCCGGGGGGGCGGAUCAGCAGCAGCAGCAGCGAGUGGAAGCAAUGAAGCAGCUGCUUCCCGCAGCAGCGCGUUUGGCCGCAGCGCUGGGUACGGAGGAGGCGCAGGAGCUGCUGAAGGUCGCUGAGGCGCUGGUGCCGCCGCCAGGAACAAAAGUGCAUCCAAAAGAGCUGGAGGCUGGGGCGGAAAUCCUGGUGUCGGCGCUGAGCAGUUUGCAAAGCAUGGCCGUGGCGCGCGCUGCUGCUCUCGCGCAGCAGCAGGAGCAGCAGCAGGGCUCCUUCCCCGAGCUGGAGGUGCGCGAUCCGCCCCCGCAGAACAACGGAGAACUCGAAGUGAUCGACGUCGCUGACGAGCUCGAAGGCAACGACACAGCGCUCACUUUCCUCAAACUCCAUCGCUCUCUGGCGGAAGCUGCAGCGCAGCUGCAGUCGAGCUUUGCAGAGGUGAGCCACGGUGUACAGACAGCGCAGCAGUUCCACACUGAGGCCGACACCCCCGCGCUUGCUGCUGCUGCUGCUGACCUCGAGCUGCUGUCGCACUUUUCGGGAUCUUUGGAGCACUUGAAAGCUCUCGCGACUCCAAUUCGAGACAGAGCUUACGACAGCAUGCGGAUAGUGAAGCUGCGGAGGGGCGAAGAGGUGCUGGAGGAGGUGGGGGCGGAGCUGCGGCUGGUGAACAUCACCAUGCAGCUGGCCGAGGAAGCAGCAACAGCAGAAACUGCUGCUGCAGCAAACGCUGUUUUCCAGCGAAUGGAGGAAAUUUCCGGAGACCUGGAGACGCUGCUGGGGCACCUGCGCGCCAACAUCGAACAAGUGCGAAGAAGCGUCACAAUGAAGCAGAUUUCCCUCGCCAGCGACCGGCUGGAAGCAACAGCAGCACGAGCCAGCAGCCUUCUUGAAAACCUGAAAAACGAAGCCAAGGCGCUGCCCCCCCUUCCGGCCGAAAUCCAAAGCAGCAGCAGCAGAAGAAGCGGCGAAAGGGCCAUUGCAGCAGAGGCGGACCGCCACCACGAGAACAUUCUCGCCGGCGCCGCUGCCGUGCGCAGAGCCCUCGAGGACGCUCGCAAGAAGAUCCAAAGCCUCAGCAGCAGCAGCAGCCGCAGCAACCGCAGCAACCGCAACUCUAAGAGAGGUCUGCAGCACGUGGGCUCCUCCAUUUCCGCAGCACUGAUGAGAAGGCUGCGGGAAAUCUCGAGCCAAACGGAAAGCUCGGUGCGGCAGGCGGAAAGCCUCGUGGAGGCGGUGCCGUCAGUGAGGAGCCCCGAAGCUGCACUGAAGAGUCUGCGGCGGCUGGCGGAGAUUUCGGUGGAGUUGGUGCGGAAGAAAGAAGAGUCGCAGCUGCUGCUGCUGGAGGGGGAGCUGGUGAGGGCUCUGGACAAGGACGCGCAGCACCUGGUGGCGGCAGCAGCGUACUACAUCGCCCACCCCUUCGAUCCCGACUCCCGGGAAGCAGAAUGCAUGCAAGGGGACCACAAACAGUUCAAAGAAAUGAUGGAAAUGCUCAGCAGCGCGGAGUCCGUGGUCGACGCCGAAGAUCUCGUGUCCGCAGCCCGCUUUGCUGCUGCUUCCAUGCGCGACACUCUGGCCCAGCACCGCAGGAAGGACAGCGAAAAGCAGUCGGAGCCAGUGAAGGGCGAGCCGUGA
Molecule: messenger RNA, 1959 nt
Organism: Eimeria tenella
Lineage: Eukaryota; Apicomplexa; Conoidasida; Eucoccidiorida; Eimeriidae
Exons: 1
Coding region: 1-1959 (652 amino acids)
Source: RefSeq, a predicted model, not a curated record